AUGAAAGACGUGUCCUUAAGUGAAGAUGACUCAAAUUUGUUGGUGAUUAUCAUUGAUACAAAUCCAUUUGCUUGGGAAGACUCGUCCAAUGCCCAAGUGCCACUGACGCUAGACAAUGCAUUGAGCCAAGUGCUGGUUUUUAUCAAUGCACACUUAGCACUGAAAUACAACAACAAAGUAGUAGUGAUAGCAAGCCAUGUUGGACAAAGUAAAAUCCUGUAUCCACUAGCAGACAAUGAAGAAGCCACCACAAGCAACAAUGGCAACCGACGCAAUGCCAACAUGUAUCCCCACUUUCAGAUUGUCACAGACCAGAUUGUAUCCAACCUGCAGAAACUACUGUCGAGCACAGAUGCCAGUUUUCUGAACAAGGACAUGGGCGCUUCACCUACCAUCACCGGUGCUCUGUCAAUGGCAUUAUGCUACAUCAAUCGUGUCACAAAGUUAGAUGACGAGGGCCACAUCAAGCCGAGAAUAUUAGUCUUAUCAGUAUCUCCAGAUUCAGCGUAUCAAUAUAUCCCACUGAUGAACUGCAUUUUCUCGGCACAAAAGGCCAGCAUUCCCUUGGAUGUAUGCAAGGUUUUUGGAGAGGAAACAGCCUUUUUACAGCAGGCGUCCAACAUUACAGGAGGUGUUUAUGUCAAAAUGGAAAAUCGACAGGCAUUACUAGAGUAUUUGAUGAUGGCAUUUUUACCUGACAGGUAUUCUCGCAACUAUCUCAACUUGCCUAGCCAAGACCAAGUGGAUUUUCGAGCUGCGUGCUUUUGUCACAAGAAGAUUGUGGACAUUGGAUUUGUCUGCUCUGUGUGUUUAUCAAUUUUUUGUAAAUGGUCUCCUGUGUGCUCUACUUGCAAAACCAAAUUUGCGUUUAGACCAAUGGCACCACCUUCCUCCUCUUCAAAUCCAUCGAGUAAAUUAAAAAAGAACUAG
This is a messenger RNA of Mucor velutinosus, 930 nucleotides long. RefSeq names its product low-affinity phosphate transporter. The record is from RefSeq and is a predicted model, not a curated record. Lineage: Eukaryota; Fungi; Mucoromycota; Mucoromycetes; Mucorales; Mucoraceae. Gene Ontology annotation, biological process: nucleotide-excision repair; regulation of DNA-templated transcription. The transcript has 5 exons. Gene Ontology annotation, cellular component: transcription factor TFIIH holo complex; transcription factor TFIIH core complex. Bases 1 to 930 code for a protein of 309 amino acids.